AUGAUCGGACAACUGCCGAUCGUGGUGGCAGUUAUCCUGGUCAUUAUUUUAGUCAUACUGUGGUCAAGUAAAAGGAAGCAAAAGAAGGAGAAAAAAGGAAGAUCCUUAGUGGAUAUGAUACUUGGAAGGCUGAAAAUUGUCAUUGGCUUUUACCAAGUCACUGAUGGACUGCUAGAGACAUUUUCCUAUAUUAAAUGGCCAGAUUCUCUUUCUGCCAUUGGAAAAUAUUCGGAGAUGAUACAGCUUAAUGUAUUUCAGAUUGCCCCUCUUCAUUGCAUCUUUCCUGAAUUGAAGGUCAAUGCUUUUAAGAGCUUGUUUGCAGUCCUUGCAAUGAAUGCCACAGCCAUCAUUGUUGCGAUUCUCGUUUAUUGUUUACGAAAGCUUCUACUCCAACGGAGUGCUUCCUCCAAAGAAGAAAAGUUAAAUAAAUCUUCUCAAACGAAAGAGCUGAUCUUGAGAAACCUGUUUUUCUUCCUGUACGUGACAUAUCUCAGUACCUGCUCCAAAACAGCUAGUGUGCUUCCCCCAACUUGCCGUCUGCUUUGUUCGGACAAAACGAAAACCCACUGUCAAACGUUUCUUAAGACUGACUACAGUAUCGACUGUGAGAGUACAGACUACAGUCGAUCAGUCAUCGUUGCCUACAUUGCAGUCGCUUACAUACUACUUUUUCCCACAGCAUCACUUAUAGCUCUCUGGAAAGCGCGAUUGACCGUUACAAGUCAGAAUGAAAUGGAAGACGAGCAUCAAAAUCCUGAUAUCGAAGUGAAAAGCAGCGAAGUCAGCACAGGCUUGCGAUUCCUUUUCGAAAACUACCACCCGCGCUCGUGGUACUGGGAGCUGGUCGACACAGUAAGGAAGUUGAUCCUCACGUCAGGUCUCAUCCUGGUUGGUGGUGAAAGCAGGGCAUAUGUCGGACUGGCGUGCGUCAUGUCAGGACUCUAUGGAAUGUUUUUUGCCUAUGUCAGCCCCACUGUGGACCCAUUCGAGAACAGACUAAUGCUGAUAUCUCUUGCUGUGACCUUUGUAAACUUGGGAAUAGGAGCUGUGAGUAAAAUUAACAGCGAGAACAUUCCUGCCUCAAUCGAUCCAUAUGUGGAUAACAUCAUGUUUAAGUUACUGGUGUUUGGAGCAAAUUCUUUGGUAAUCGGUCUUCUCGUAGGUAAGUUAAGUGUAAAUCCACUUCGGUUAUUAAUUUACCCUUCAAUAGUAUAAUAUUCAUACCUGGGUAUUGUUACUAAUUAUAGUAAGGUAUGGGGAAUCAAUCUUACCUGGGACAAGCCCAAGAUAGACUGAAUUGAAUUUAGGUAAUCUGGAACCCGACUUACUCACUCAGUCGCCAAUGGCCCUUCGUGUCGGCAAAGUGAAGUGAAUAGGACAAAAUGUACCAGUAUUUCCUAUUCUAUAAACUCAUUUGCAUAUAUUAAUUAUUCUUCGGGGAUGAUAUUUACAAUUCAAAUGAAACGUGAACAGGAGGCCUAAGCAACCACGACGACGAACACAACAACGUCAAAAAAAAAAAUAACCAGAAACGUUGCCUACAUUUGACAAAUUGAGGGGAUCCAAAUAGACGCGACAAAUUUUGAAAGGACAUAAAUUAUUUUUCUUAGCAACGUCGUCUCUGCCGUCGUCGUCGACUAGUCGUCGUUGCUUAAGCCCCCCAAUCACAAGUAGGGCGAUGCCAGCUCAGUGCUUGCUUUUGGUUUUCGGCCAAAAUUUAGUUCACGAUGUAAAUCGGUUAAGCUUCAAUUGCCAUUCUAACUGUAAUUGUUAUAAGUAUUAAUUAAAAGUAUGUAAGUAAGUGCUUAUGUAUGUAAGUAUUGCUCCGUAAGUCAGUCAGUCAGUGAGUAAGUAAUCUACAAGACUUGACAUUAGAGCUAACAUAUUCAUAGAGAAAGUUAAGACAGUACAAUAGAAGACUCCGCCUCAUAAAACGUCAAGUCAACGCGUAUAUGUUUUAAGAAGGUGUUCUUGAAAGAAAGAGGUGACUUCAGACAGUCCUAAAUAUACGUAACUAUGACUAUUGUUUCUUUGCUUUUCAGUAUAUUGUAUUCAUCUAUCGCUUUAUAAAAGAAUGGCUCAAGAAACCCAAAUGGUCUUUCUCUUGCUGUCUGGCCUUGCUGCUGCCUCUGAAUGACCUGCAAGGAGAAGUACGUGGAUUUGCUGAAAGGGAUGUUUUUAAGAACCACAUGCAAACAGGAAAAGUGAACAUGCCGUCAAUUUCAUCCUCUUUCCAAGAUACUGGUGCUAUAAACUUUAGUUUGGGAGAAGAUAAACCCCUGACGGGUGAAAGGAAUUCUGAUUAUGAGGAAACACCUGGAAACAAGAGCGAAAAACAAACCCAGACUGGAGAAAGCGAGAAAGAAUCCAUCUUUACCAAAAUUUCAGUUCAUGAAGUUCCAAAAAUGACAUACGAAACGUCUUUGUAA
This is a messenger RNA of Porites evermanni, 2429 nucleotides long. The record is from the annotation of a GenBank genome assembly. Lineage: Eukaryota; Metazoa; Cnidaria; Anthozoa; Scleractinia; Poritidae.